UCGCCGCCCCCGCCUCAGGGCCGAGUGAAAGUGCCCGUCGCGCCGGGUCGCCCCCUGCGCCACCUCCUCGCCCCCGGUGGCGGGUGCCGUUCUCGAUCGAAGCACUCCCCCCAGCUCCAUGAAUGGAAAUCGGCUCCGCAGGACCCGUUGGGGCCCAGCCCCUACUCAUGGUGCCCAGAAGACCUGGCUAUGGCACCAUGGGCAAACCCAUUAAACUGCUGGCUAACUGUUUUCAAGUUGAAAUCCCAAAGAUUGAUGUCUACCUCUAUGAGGUAGAUAUUAAACCAGACAAGUGUCCUAGGAGAGUGAACAGGGAGGUGGUUGACUCUAUGGUUCAGCAUUUUAAAGUAACUAUAUUUGGAGACCGUAGACCAGUUUAUGAUGGAAAAAGAAGCCUUUACACCGCCAAUCCACUUCCUGUGGCAACUACUGGGGUAGAUUUAGACGUUACCUUACCUGGGGAAGGUGGAAAAGAUCGACCUUUUAAGGUGUCAAUCAAAUUUGUCUCUCGGGUGAGUUGGCACCUACUGCAUGAAGUACUGACAGGACGGACCUUGCCUGAGCCACUGGAAUUAGACAAGCCAAUCAGCACUAACCCUGUCCAUGCUGUUGAUGUGGUGCUACGACAUCUACCCUCCAUGAAAUAUACACCUGUGGGGCGUUCCUUUUUCUCAGCUCCAGAAGGAUAUGACCACCCUCUAGGAGGGGGUAGGGAAGUAUGGUUUGGAUUCCAUCAAUCUGUUCGGCCUGCCAUGUGGAAAAUGAUGCUUAAUAUCGAUGUUUCUGCCACUGCCUUCUACAAAGCACAACCUGUAAUUCAGUUCAUGUGUGAAGUUCUUGACAUUCAUAAUAUUGAUGAGCAACCAAGACCUCUGACUGAUUCUCAUCGGGUAAAAUUUACCAAAGAGAUAAAAGGUUUGAAGGUUGAAGUGACUCAUUGUGGAACAAUGAGACGGAAAUACCGUGUUUGUAAUGUAACAAGAAGGCCUGCCAGUCAUCAAACCUUUCCUUUGCAGUUAGAAAAUGGCCAAACUGUGGAAAGAACAGUAGCGCAGUAUUUCAGAGAAAAGUAUACUCUUCAGCUGAAGUACCCCCACCUUCCCUGUCUGCAAGUGGGGCAGGAGCAGAAACAUACCUACCUGCCACUAGAAGUCUGUAAUAUUGUUGCAGGGCAACGAUGUAUCAAGAAGCUAACGGACAAUCAGACUUCCACUAUGAUCAAGGCAACAGCAAGAUCUGCACCAGAUAGGCAAGAGGAAAUUAGCAGAUUGGUAAGAAGUGCAAAUUAUGAAACAGAUCCAUUUGUUCAAGAGUUUCAAUUUAAAGUUCGGGAUGAAAUGGCCCAUGUAACCGGACGUGUACUUCCAGCACCUAUGCUCCAAUAUGGAGGACGGAAUCGGACAGUAGCAACACCAAGCCAUGGAGUAUGGGACAUGCGAGGGAAACAAUUCCACACUGGAGUUGAAAUAAAAAUGUGGGCCAUAGCUUGUUUUGCUACACAGAGGCAGUGCCGAGAAGAAAUAUUGAAGGGUUUCACAGACCAACUACGAAAGAUUUCCAAGGAUGCCGGAAUGCCCAUCCAGGGCCAGCCAUGUUUCUGCAAGUAUGCACAGGGGGCAGACAGUGUGGAGCCCAUGUUCCGGCAUCUCAAGAACACCUACUCAGGACUGCAGCUCAUUAUUGUCAUCCUGCCAGGGAAGACGCCUGUGUAUGCGGAAGUGAAACGUGUAGGAGAUACACUUUUGGGUAUGGCUACACAAUGUGUUCAAGUCAAGAAUGUAAUAAAAACAUCUCCUCAAACUCUCUCAAACUUGUGCCUAAAGAUAAAUGUUAAACUUGGAGGAAUCAAUAAUAUUCUUGUACCUCAUCAAAGACCUUCUGUGUUCCAGCAACCAGUGAUCUUUUUGGGAGCAGAUGUCACUCAUCCACCUGCUGGUGAUGGAAAGAAGCCUUCUAUUGCUGCUGUUGUAGGUAGUAUGGAUGCCCACCCAAGCAGAUACUGUGCCACAGUAAGAGUUCAGAGACCUCGACAGGAGAUCAUCCAGGACUUGGCCUCCAUGGUCCGAGAACUUCUCAUUCAAUUUUAUAAGUCAACUCGGUUCAAACCUACUCGUAUCAUCUUUUAUCGGGAUGGUGUUUCAGAGGGACAGUUUAGGCAGGUAUUAUAUUAUGAACUACUAGCAAUUCGAGAAGCCUGCAUCAGUUUGGAGAAAGACUAUCAACCUGGAAUAACCUAUAUUGUGGUUCAGAAGAGACAUCACACUCGAUUAUUUUGUGCUGAUAGGACAGAAAGG
Carlito syrichta (Philippine tarsier) is the source of this 2294-nucleotide messenger RNA. Its product is annotated as protein argonaute-3. Gene Ontology annotation, molecular function: protein binding; RNA binding. The record is from RefSeq and is a predicted model, not a curated record. The annotation marks the transcript as partial. NCBI's taxonomy places the organism in Eukaryota, Metazoa, Chordata, Mammalia, Primates, Tarsiidae. The transcript has 16 exons.